Molecule: messenger RNA, 1220 nt
Organism: Somion occarium
Lineage: Eukaryota; Fungi; Basidiomycota; Agaricomycetes; Polyporales; Cerrenaceae
Source: the annotation of a GenBank genome assembly
CUUCAGAACGUGGUGCUAGGCCUUGUCGUCAGCGGCGGUAACGACGUCGAGGCAAGUCUUGAGCUUGAGGUCGAUAGUGCUGAGACCGAGGCGCUAAACCGUUACACCAAACGCCGGGAACGGAAAUUAGAGUUUGAUACUGUACAGUUCUUUCAGCCACCGGACCCUGCGGCACGUGCCGAGUUCUCCGUUUUCACCGCACGACGAGCUCAACGGCCGACACGACGACAACAACCCUUCAAGACCUCCUCCUUCAAAAAAUUUGUGGGUAGACUAUGCUCGGACGAUGUGUGACGAUACACUGACAGAGAUUUCGCCAUUAGAGUCACCAUGGGUCGCAUGCACGCUCCCGGAAAGGGCAUUUCGUCCUCCGCCCUUCCUUACCGCCGCUCUCCUCCUUCGUGGCUCAAGACCACCCCCGAGGAUGUCGUUGAGCACAUCAACAAGUUGGCUCGCAAGGGUCUUACUCCAUCCCAAAUCGGUGUUACCUUGCGUGACUCGCAUGGUAUUCCCCAAGUGCGCUUCGUCACUGGUAACAAGAUCCUCCGUAUCUUGAAGACCAACGGUCUCGCUCCUCAGAUCCCUGAGGAUCUCUGGCACCUCGUGAAAAAGGCCGUUGCUGUCCGCAAGCACUUGGAGACGAACCGCAAAGACAAGGACUCCAAGUUCCGUCUGAUUUUGAUCGAAUCCCGUAUUCACCGUCUCGCCCGUUACUACAAGACCAAACAGCAGAUUCCGCCGACGUUCAAAUACGAUUCGGCAACUGCUUCCACUCUCAUUGCAUGAGCGAGGGGUCGCUUUCGAUAGUGGUCAGAGGUGGUUUUGGCUGCUGAGGGCAAGGUCGUGCGUAUACGUGCGAGUAGUGGUGUCGAGCGUUGUUUUAUGUUAUCUGCAUUUCUCUCUUUCUUUCCAUGACACAAUGCAAAAUAUAGCUAUGCACCAUCUGUUCUCUCACAGUGCUUACCGUGCAUAGGUUGGGAGGAGGGUCGGGCUCUUUAUCAUCAAUACGCUCCUGCGUCAUCGACUCUGCUUCCUUCGUCGCCUGAUACUGAUUCGGACCAAUCUGAAACUGAAACUUGUACUGAACCUCUAAUCUGUUGUGGGGUUGCUCACACUUCUGGAUUUUUUUCUACAAUGGCCUUCUCUCAAAGUGCGUAUAGAACUUCAGGUGGGAACAAAAUACGCUCGACGGUUGUUGAGUUCAUGAUCAACAAAUUCAC